CGAGGGCGGGUCCUCCACCCCGGCUGGGCGCGAAAGCUCGAACGCCGCUGCCAGGCUGGAGACGGCGGGAGAGGCGCUGCGCCAGAGGUUGCAGGAACCCGGCACUGCUUCGUCUGGCGCGGACCGCUGCGGAGGCCGGAACCAUGACGGGCGAGGAAGGCUCUGAGGUACACCUGGAAAUCAGUGACCCAAAACUCCUUCCACAAGAAGCAGGCAGUCCUGUAGACAGUGGACAGGGUAGCUGUGAAACCACUGGCACCUUCAGUGAAAGAGAUUCAGAUGAAGAGAUGUUUGUGAGUAAGAAAUUGAAAAGCAGGAAAGUGCUGCAGGACAGUGAUUCUGAACUAGAGAAUAAAACUGCUUCUCCAGAGAAAGCUACCUAUGACAGUGCUGAAGAGGAAAAUAAAGAGAAUGUAUAUACUGGGAAAAAUGGAAAAAUCAAAAGGACUUACAAAACUCUGGCAGACAGUGAGGACAGUGACAUAGAGGAGUCUUUGUCUCAGGAAAAUCUUCAAGGGACACCUUGCUUAGAGCUGAAUCUCCAGUCUGGAAACUCUGUGGACUUCAUGGCUGACAGCAAGGUUUCUAGAAAAUCGAUACGUGAUAAAGAAGGAACUGGAGGAAAAGCAAAAGUAAAGUCAAAGAGAAGGCUUGAGAAAGAGGAGAGAAAGAUGGAAAAAAUUAGGCGGCUGAAAAAGAAGGAGACAAAACAUGAGGAAGAUGAUGUGGAACAGCCAUUUAAUGACAGUGGCUGUGUACUUGCAAAUAAAGACCUUUUUGAAACUGGAUUGGAGGAAGAGAAUAACUCUCCAGUGGAGGAUGAAGAAUCAUUAGAAUCAAUAAGGGCAGCUGUGAAAAACAAAGUGAAAAAGCACAAGAAAAAGGAACCAUCGUUGGCAAAUGGGGUCUGUUCAUUUGAAGAAGAAAGUGAGUUAUCAAAAGGUGGCAUGAGGAAGGAAAGGAAAGCAGCCAAGUUAAGUAAAGAAGCAUUGAAAAAACUGCACAGUGAGACUCAGCGCCUUAUUCGAGAGUCUGCACUGAAUCUUCCAUAUCACAUGCCUGAGAAUAAAACCAUUCAUGACUUUUUCAAACGUAAACCCCGGCCCACUUGCCAGGGAAAUCCCAUGACACUCCUGAAGUCAUCCAAAUAUCAGUCUAGCCAUCACAAAGAAAUCAUAGACACUGUAAAUGCAACUGAAAUGGGUUGUGACCGCCAAUGCAAAGGUUCUGAACAAACAACAGGCACGGAAUCUGAAACGGAAAUUAAUGCACUCCCCAUGGUUUCAAAGGAACCUCAGAUCACUACUAGAUCAGAUGAGUCUUCUAGGAACGAUUUGGUGAGAAGUGAGGAGCCAGAAGUUCAGGAGAAACAGAAGCAGAGUGAUGUUGGACCUUUACCUGGGGACAGCGUAGUGUCGCAACAGGAAUCCAGUAGGAAUGACAGUGCGGAAUGUCAGGCUGGAAGUCCCAUCACAUCUGAACCUCAUGCCCUGAAGAGAGAAGACAACCUGAAAAAAGCAGAAGAAGCAGAGGAGAAAGUGCAAGAGCCCGGGCAGCAGACUAAAUCAACAGCCGCUGUGCCACCUGAAAAAGCGAGACGGUUCACUCUGGAUAGACUUAAGCAGCUGGGAGUUGAUGUUUCCAUUAAACCACAGCUGGGUGCUGAUGAAGAUUCCUUUGUGAUACUUGAUGAACCUGAAACCAACAGAGAACUGGAAGCCUUGAAGCAGCGUUUCUGGAAACAUGCCAAUCCUGCAGCCAAACCCAGGGCUGGUCAGACGGUGAAUGUGAACAUCAUAGUGAAAGAUGUGGGCACGGAGGGAAAGGAAGAGCUAAAGGCAGAUGUGGUACCUGUGACCUUGGCAGCUGAGAAGCUGGAUGGAGCAAGCUACACAAAACCAGGUGAAAAGCUUCAGGUGUUGAAAGCUAAGCUUCAAGAGGCAAUGAAACUCCGAAGGUUUGAAGAGCGCCAAAAGCGCCAAGCAUUAUUUAAAUUAGAUAAUGAAGAUGGGUUUGAGGAGGAGGAGGAGGAAGAAAUGACAGAUGAGUCUGAGGAAGAUGGAGAAGAGGAGACAGAAGAAGCAGGAAAAGAAAAAGAGAAAGAAGAGGAAGAAUUAGAGGAAGAGGAGGAGAAAGAAGAGGAAGAGGAGGAAGAAGGCAAUGAGGAGAUUGAAGAAUUUCUUCUUAGUAAUGAAGAAAUAGAAACCAAAGAUGAGAAAGAAAUGGAUAAAGAAAAUAAUGAGGGCAGUAGUGAAAUUGAUAAAGCAGUUGGCCUUCUCUCUGAUCCCAAGCCCCUCUCAUCAGAUUCUACCUUACUCCUAUUUAAGGACAGCUCUUUAAAGAUGGGUUACUUUCCUUCUGAAGAAAAAUCAGAAACAGAUGAAAGCUCAAGCAAACAGCCUAGCAAACUAGAGGAAGAUGAUUCAUGUUCAUUGCUGACAAAGGAGAGCAGCCACAAUAGCAGCUUUGAGCUGAUUGGCUCCACCAUUCCAUCCUAUCAGCCUUGCAACAGACAAACAGGCCGAGGAACCAGCUUUUUUCCUGCAGGAGGAUUCCGAUCUCCUUCCCCUGGGUUAUUUCGGUCUAGUUUGGUCAGCUCAGCUUCUAAGAGUUCAGGGAAGCUGUCUGAGCCUUCACUUCCCAUUGAAGAUUCCCAGGAUCUGUAUAACGCCUCCCCAGAGCCUAAGACACUUUUCCUAGGAGCAGGAGACUUCCAGUUCUGUUUAGAAGAUGACACUCAGAGCCAACUGUUGGAUGCAGAUGGGUUCUUAAAUGUUAGGAACCACAGGAAUCAGUACCAAGCCUUGAAACCUCGGUUGCCAUUGGCCAGUAUGGAUGAGAAUGCCAUGGAUGCCAACAUGGAUGAACUGUUGGAUUUGUGUACUGGGAAGUUUACAACUCAGACUGAAAAACAUCUGUCCACAAAGAGUGACAAGAAAGAGAACAUGGAAGAACUCCUGAAUCUCUGUUCAGGAAAAUUCACUUCUCAGGAUCCCUCCAGCUUGGCUCCAUCAGAGUUCAACAAGCAGGAAAAGGAGAGCAGUAUGGGUGAUCCAAUGGAGGAAGCACUUGCUCUUUGCUCAGGCUCUUUCCCGACAGACAGGGAAGAAGAAGAAGGUGAAGAGGAAGAAUUAGGGGACUUUCAGCUCGUCCCAAAUGAUAAUGAAUUUGAUAGUGAUGAGGAUGAACAGAGUGACUCUGGUGACGAAGAUCUGGCCCUGGAGGACCAUGAAGAUGAUGAUGAAGAAGAACUCUUGAAGCAAUCUGAGAAGCUGAAAAGGCAAAUGAGAUUAAAGAAAUACCUGGAGGACGAGGCAGAGGUGUCAGGAAGUGACGUGGGAAGUGAAGACGAGUAUGAUGGGGAAGAAAUUGAUGAAUAUGAAGAGGACGUAAUUGAUGAAGUACUUCCUUCUGAUGAGGAGCUGCAGAGUCAAAUCAAGAAAAUACACAUGAAAACCAUGUUGGAUGAUGAUAAGCGACAGCUACGUUUAUACCAAGAGCGGUACCUUGCUGAUGGUGAUCUGCAUAGCGACGGGCCUGGGCGAAUGAGGAAAUUCCGAUGGAAAAACAUAGAUGAUGCUUCCCAGAUGGACCUGUUCCACAGAGACUCUGAUGAUGAUCAGAUUGAAGAACAGCUUGACGAGACAGAAGCCAGAUGGAGGAAGGAGCGAAUUGAACGAGAGCAGUGGCUUCGGGACCAGGCACAGCAGGGGAAAAUUACAACUGAAGAAGAGGAAGAAAUUGGAGAAGACAGUCAGUUUAUGAUGCUAGCCAAGAAGGUUACAGCCAAAGCACUGCAGAAGAAUGCCAAUCGUCCUGUGGUUAUUCAGGAAUCAAAGUCUCUUCUCAGAAACCCUUUUGAAGCCAUCACAGCAGGAAGCGCUCACCAGCGGAAGACAGGGUCCCUGCUAAACCAGCCCAAAGCUGUGCUUCAGAAACUGGCUGCCCUCUCUGACCUCAACCCCAGUGCCCCGCGAAAUUCAAGAAACUUUGUUUUUCAUACACUUUCUCCCGUCAAAGCUGAGACAAAGGAGUCCUCUAAACCUCAGGUGAGGAAAAGGGGUCCAGCUUUGAUGACAUCGCCUUCACCUAAACGCCUCAAAACAGAUGACAGCACUUCAGGACCAAAGCGGAGCAUCUUCAAAUACUUGGAAAGCUAACAGCGUCGGGGGCGCCAGCUUCCUUGUUGAGACUGCUUUGAGAAGGUUCUGGAACUGAGGGUUGGAAUCUGUGCUCUCACUGCUGAUCUCGCCUUCCUUCCCACCCAGUGUGCUGAGAUUAUCGACAGAGAUCCCAGUUCUUUCUACUGCACAGCUCUAAUCCUUUCCCAACAGUAGCUCCUGGAUUGGCUACCAAUUUUAAUUCCACAAUGGAUGGAUUACUUCAGUGAAGUGAAGUCUCUCUUCCUCCAUUAAACAUUUGACAUUUUAUCCUAACAACUCCCGGGGGUAAUAAUACCUCUUUGUGAUGGAGCUGUUUGGAGGAGGAGGAAGAAGGAAAACUGUGGCGUUAUAGAAAGCAGUGAAAGUCAGAACCAGAAUGACUCCAAACCCAUAAGACCCCUACCACAGAACCAGGACUCUUGACAGAGGAACUUCUCAGAUGAAAGACUAGGAACCAGCAGGUGGGCUAUUAAGUAGUCUGGCCCCUUCCAUUUGCCUGUAUGCUUCUUCCCAAGGCAGCUGCAACUUUGUAGUUAACUCUUGCUACCUUUUUAACAAGGACUUUAACUGGGAACCAAGUCAGAAAGACCUUGGCCCAAAUUUUCUGGAGUGUGGGGAUGAACAUAAAGGAUCACACCUUGUGUCUGUCCACAUGGGAUGGUCCCUUGGGCAGAGACCUUUCCUGGGACUAAAUUUUGAAACACUUGCUCAAAGCCUUCCUUCCUCCAGCUCAUAAGAAGAAAUACAGCCGUUAUUUAUUGUGUUCUCUUAGAUUGAGCAUGUUGCCCUGACCAAUCAGACGACAUGUCAAUAUUUUAUUACUGAUUUUGAGAGAAGACCACCAUGGAGUUUAAUAAAAAUACUGUUGAAGAUCAUUACCAUUGCUCCCCAUUUUCCCUGACUACCAAGGAGCUCUCAGAACUUUAGGCAAAUUUUUCUUUCCCAGAACUGAGCAUCAGAAACCUUUCCAUGUGGAUGCUGGAUUUUUGAUGUCAAGACAUUGGGGGAUGAGGAAUUCCAUGGAAAUGAGGGUGUAGAUUUUCUGUGAUUUUUUUUCUGAUACGCAAGAUGCGGACUUUGACAGAACUCAUGGUUGUAUAUUUGUAAUCUUGUAACGGGGACUAUGUGUAUAAAGAUGUUUUAAUAAGUAUGUAGUUUUUUCAAUAAAUAUCCAUGGCUUGAAGGCAGCGUUUGCUGUCCAGGUUGAGUGCUGAAUCUCAGGGCAGUGCCUGUCUCAAGUUGAGGAGCAUUUCAUUCCCAAGUGUUCCUCUCCGGGAAGCCGUCUGGGCCUGGAGCGAGAGAUUGUACUGCAGUUGUCCUCUGAGUGGCCUCUCAGCCCCAGCAAAUUGAUGGGAUUAACUUACUGGCUGAUUUGGCUUCCGGUAGGUGAGGAGCAGGGUUUACAUAGAGGGUUAGAAAUGUCUCCCUUUUUGCUUCUCCACGUGCCUUUUUGGGGAGAGGUGAAGAAGAGGAUUGGAAUUGACUGCCCAGGAUCAGUGCCUGAGAAGUCUGAGAAGCACAUGGUUGCCGUGGGAGUCUCCAGGAAAUAAGCACUCUUUAGAGAAAGAAAAGUUAAGUCUUCAACUCAGGACUGCUUUUCAUACUGCCAUGAAAGCUGCCAUUGGGCAAACUAAGCUUUGACCUUGGUAACUGGACCAAAAUGGAGAGUUCUGAACGGACCCACAUGUCCUUUACUCAGAAGCGCCGAGUCAGCAGCACCAGCAGCAGCAGCCGACACAGUGAGAACCCCAGGGCCUGGUGCUGUGGCUCCUGGUAGGACUUAGCUCCACUAGCUUGAAAAUUACAUACUCGGUGGGCCUGGGGACUGGAGUGCACACUCUCGCUUCUUUUGCUUCCUCCUUAAUCCACACACUGAGGUAGGGACACAUGGCGUUGCCCUCAUGUAAACAGGCCCCUUACCUACUCUGCAGCUGCAUAGGCCACAUCAGGAUCUGCUCUACAAACCGUCAGGCCACGUUUACCACGGUUUCGGAGACAAGGUGCUGAGCUCUCUGCAGGGUCCCUCAGCUCAACUGCGGCUCUAUAGACUUCUCUGCACUUUGAGAAUUCCUAACCAUCAGGCUGGAAGACCUUUAGAGGCUGUUUUUGGUUUGAGUUCCUAAAGGAUGUCUAAGAACUCUUAGGGCUUCUUGUCCGGGGACUUGUGCACUAAGGAUAUGGGAGAGCAUUUGUGGAUCCUCCUUGGAUCAAUCCAGCCUGGAAUGUAGCGGUGCCCAGUAAAGGUUGAAUAAAUAAUGCCAUUCCCUUUAGGGUG
This is a messenger RNA of Oryctolagus cuniculus (rabbit), 6438 nucleotides long. RefSeq names its product claspin (gene CLSPN). The record is from RefSeq and is a predicted model, not a curated record. Gene Ontology annotation, biological process: activation of protein kinase activity; mitotic DNA replication checkpoint signaling; mitotic G2 DNA damage checkpoint signaling. NCBI's taxonomy places the organism in Eukaryota, Metazoa, Chordata, Mammalia, Lagomorpha, Leporidae. Gene Ontology annotation, molecular function: anaphase-promoting complex binding.